UGAACACUUGACCUCGUUUCUGAGAAAAGCAACUUCAGGGGAAGGAAGGACAGAUAAAGUGGGAGGGGCUACGUUGAUACACGCCCACUAUUCGCGCCGAUCGGGGUCAUUUCAAACAUCACAUCAAGUCAGCUCGAUGUCUCGUCUCAUGGAAGUUAACUCGUGUUUCGAUACAUCGAGCUAUCUACAACUCGCCUAGAGGUGCUCCCAAGGGCCUGAUAAGCAAAAGAAAGGCCACUAGAGACCUUCCUAUGUGUUUUAAAUGGCUUUAUCAAAAGGGCUGUUAACGAGUCUUGCCUUUCCUGAGAACAAAGUGCGUCUAGUGCUGAUCGGCAAAACCGGAGUCGGGAAGAGUUCCGCUGGGAACACUAUUUUGGGCAGUGAACUAUUUCCGCCUGUCAGGGGGUUCAAAUCCGGAACAGAAAAGUGCAACUGGAAGUUUGUCGAUCUUAAAGAUUUGACGAUUGAGGUCACAGACACACCCGGGGUAUGCGACACCCACCGCACAAAAGAAGAUAUUCAGAAGGAGAUCGCGAAGUGCGUGGCCACCGUCACACCUGGACCUCACGCCGUGCUGAUGGUCUUCAAAGGCGGCGACCGCUUCACGCAUGAGGAGGGUCUGGCCUAUGAGGAGCUAAAGGAGAUCUUUGGACCGGAGCUCGUCAAGCACAUGAUUCUGGUCUUCACAGGCACCGACAACUUGGAGAGAGACGACAUCGACCUACCCACAGCAGUGCAAUCAGCUCCAGACAAGCUGCAGCAAGUGCUGCAAGAAGCCAGCGGUCGGUAUGUGGGCUUCAACAACAAAGCCUCCUGGCCAGAGAGAGCUGAGCAGCGGGAUCAGUUGCUGAAAGUGGUGCGCCAGGUGUUGAAGAACAACAACGACAACUACUACUCCAACGAACUGAUGAAAAUGUUCGAGAAAACUAUGCAGGAAGUGGAGGCGAAGUCUCAUCAAGAUCGCGAGCACAUCAAAGAGGAUGUUGUCAAUGAAAACUCUUCAUUUCUGGGCAGAUUUUUCGAAAAUGUUAAAAACUUCGUUAGCAAACAUCUCUGCGAAAUUAUGUAGUUCUUUGUAUCGUGUUUAACUUUUUUCCCAAAUCUCUUUGGAGGCUCUCUUUGUGUCCACAGUGUAUCAUCUAAAACGAAGUUAAACUGUAUUUACGAGCACCAUAAAAUUAACAAAAGGCAUGUGUUUAUGACAAUCAGAGAUACAUUGCUAUGCGUUCUCUCGUUUCCCUAUAUAUAUUGCAUAAGAUACAUAUCUUUGUUUGUAGACAUGGACGGUCAUCUUAGAGAAUAUUCCAGCUUUAUUCAGUCCUUUGCUGACUCCUGUAACUUUUAAAAAAGUGCUAGGUUCCAUUCUAAAUAAGAUAUACGUAUUUUACAUUU
This is a messenger RNA of Pomacea canaliculata, 1392 nucleotides long. RefSeq names its product GTPase IMAP family member 4-like. The transcript is spliced from 4 exons. NCBI's taxonomy places the organism in Eukaryota, Metazoa, Mollusca, Gastropoda, Architaenioglossa, Ampullariidae. Gene Ontology annotation, molecular function: GTP binding. The record is from RefSeq and is a predicted model, not a curated record. Bases 263 to 1069 code for a protein of 268 amino acids.